Messenger RNA from Athalia rosae (coleseed sawfly), 1380 nucleotides. It is a transcript of the gene Mlc2, whose product is annotated as myosin regulatory light chain 2. Gene Ontology annotation, molecular function: calcium ion binding; myosin heavy chain binding. The transcript is spliced from 5 exons. Gene Ontology annotation, cellular component: myosin II complex; cytoplasm. Gene Ontology annotation, biological process: locomotion; post-embryonic development. The coding region runs from base 158 to 787 and encodes 209 amino acids. The record is from RefSeq and is a predicted model, not a curated record. NCBI's taxonomy places the organism in Eukaryota, Metazoa, Arthropoda, Insecta, Hymenoptera, Athaliidae.
ACGUUUGCGUUGUAGCCGGGCAGAGCACCCCGACCACUCGAAAACGGGGUGGUGGGGGAGACCCCAAAAGUUACUUAGAGAAGUCCACAUCUAUGAGUCCGACAGUUGGUUCGUUGUAACCAUCUCGUACCAUCCCUCUUAGAAACCAACACUAGCCAUGGCGGAUAAGGAGAAGAAGAAGAAGACCAAGAAGAAGGAGGAGGCGGCAGCGCCCGCUCCGGCGCCUGAACCGGAACCAGCACCUGAACCAGAACGCGCAAAGACACCUUCCGCUCCGGCGAGCACGAGGGCGAGCAGCCGCGGAAGCCGCAAGGCAAAGCGAUCUGGCUCCAGCGUGUUCUCCAUGUUCUCCCAGAAGCAGGUCGCCGAGUUCAAGGAGGCCUUCCAGCUAAUGGACCACGACAAAGAUGGAAUCAUCGGUAAGGCCGACCUCGCCGCCACCAUGGAUUCUUUGGGUAAAAUGGCGACGGAAAAGGAACUCGACGAGAUGAUCGGCGAGGCCCCUGGACCCAUCAACUUCACCCAGUUGCUCAACCUCUUCGCCGUCCGAAUGGCCGGAGGUUCCGACGACGACGAUGUUGUCAUCAACGCCUUCAAGACGUACGACGACAACGGCAAAAUCGACGGCGAAAGGCUGAGGCACGCUCUUUUGACCUGGGGCGACAAAUUCACCCCGAAAGAAGUCGAUGACGCUUACGACCAGAUGUACAUCGACGACAAAGGAUUCAUCGACACGGAAUCGUUGAUCGCCAUGUUGACCGGAACCGGCGAGGAGGAGGACGAUUAAAUAUUUACAAUAUCAAUUUACACGUAAUAAAUAAUCGACCGUCAAUGUCAUCGGAUGAAAAGCGCACGCGACAGAAGUAAUGAAGAAAAAUGGAAAAAAAAACCUCAAGAAACGGCGAACACACGUCAUCGGAAAUGUAUAAUAUUUGCAGGCUAUAAAUUAUUGUAACUUGUAACAACGAUUCCGAUAUUUUCAUAUCGAUCGCGAACGUUGAAAAAAAAAAAAAAAACACAUAUUACUCACGCGGUCGCCUGAUACAUGUACCGGACACCGAAUCCGGUUGUGAAGAGAUGAGAAAACAAAAAAAAAAAUGGAAGAAAAUUUUGAAUAAAGACACAGAAAAAAACAAUACCCAAGUGUAUAUAUAUGAUAAUAAUAAUAAUUUAAAUAAUGAUAAUAUUAAUAAUAUUAAUAACAAUAUCGGAAACCAGAAAAAAAAAGAAAAAAUUAUAUAAUUCAUAUAUCAUCGUCGUAUCACCCGAUUUUCAAACAGGAGAAUCCAAACACUCAUGUACUUAUAUAUGCCAUAUAUUGUUACGUUAUAUAAUGAUACACGUUAAUUAUUUAAAUACAUUCACACGUCAUACUCCGUA